This is a messenger RNA of Thermothelomyces thermophilus ATCC 42464, 1622 nucleotides long. RefSeq lists its product as uncharacterized. Bases 233 to 1264 code for a protein of 343 amino acids. The record is from RefSeq and is a predicted model, not a curated record. NCBI's taxonomy places the organism in Eukaryota, Fungi, Ascomycota, Sordariomycetes, Sordariales, Chaetomiaceae. The transcript has 4 exons.
CUGUUUGGCAGUCUUCGAGGCCAAAGCACAUUGUAGUCUAUCAACUAUGUCGCAUUCGCAUUGUAGGAGAUAGGCCUUCAGUCCAAAUGCAUUUACCAGACUCCAAGCUUGGCGGGAAAUAAAAAAAAGUAUAAUUAUAACUAUGAACGAACUAACUCGCUAUGUCGUGCACUGGGCAGGUCGCCAAACGAACAGUCCUCACCCAAGCAACCUGUCGAGAAAAGCGCACAAGAUGGCUGCCAACAGUCGCUCCGGACAUGCCUUCGUUGCUUUUGCGCGCAGGGUGUACCAUCCGAUGGGAUUUUCCAAAGGUUACAAUUUUGUUUUAUUCUUCAUCUUCGCCGGAGCUUUUACCGGCUUCACACUUGCUCGGUUGCAAUAUCUCGCGAUCGAUAGAAGUUGCGAAUCGAAGAGCGGAGACCGGCCUCUGGGCUGCUACUACUAUACGCGAGGUUCUAUCGACAGAAUCGGCAUUAUUCUGCACCUGGGCACCAUUCUUCCAGGAUCACUGCUCGUCAUUCUUCAGUUUGUUCCCAUCAUCCGCCGCAGCGUCGUGCUGUUCCACCGCAUCAAUGGGUAUCUCAUCAUCAUUCUCAGCCUGGUACCAACAGCCGGGGCCAUCAUGCUUGCCAGAAACUCGGUUGGCGGCCGAACGGAGGUUCAAACGAGCAUCGGAGUCUUGUCUAUUGCCUUCGUUGUCUGCCUGGCACUUGCUUGGUAUAACAUCAAGCGUCUUCAAAUUGAGCAACAUCGGGAGUGGAUGUUGAGAGCCUGGUUUUAUGCUGGUUCUAUCGUUACAGUACGCCCAGUUCUCUUCCUUAUGGCACUAAUCACCAGCAAUGAGGACUACUUUGUUCCUAUGCCGUGUGCCGAGGUUGCCAGUUUGAUCAGUAAGAAGGAGCGAAUCCUCCAGGAUUACCCUGCAUGCGAAUCAUACUUCACCCAUGGAGACACUAGCACGAAUGUGCUUGUCCCCGCAACGAUGGCCGGGGACGGAAGCAAUAGAAUGGCCAGUUUUAGCCACAACUUCGGAGCGGCUCUCUGGCUUGCAUUGGCGUUACACGCUGUUGGGGUAGAGAUAUAUCUUCGUCUGACGCCGGCCGAGGCAAAUCGGUUACGCAAUGUGUCGUAUCAACGACAGCUCGAAGCUGGCAUGAAAUCUCCAGGGCGUGCCGGUCUUACCGCGGACAGGCUGGGGAACUCGGACCUCUGGAAGCCAAACACCGACCAGAACGAGCAGGACGGUGGUGAGGUCUCCAAGUAAGCGUUCGACACCGGUGCGUGGCAUAUAAGAGAGUCGAUCGAGCACGGGAAGACACGGCGAAGUGGCUGAAAUGGAUGGAUAGAAAUGGACGGAGAGAGCUGGAAGGGCGGAAAUUGAACUGCAAUAUCGAAAUGACUACACAAUUGGAACGGAUAAUACGUAAUUACAGCUCUCUUGACUGUUGUCAGAAUACCUACUUAGGUGCAAUUGCUGGAAGCAGCAAUUGCGGCGUCGCUUUUGCAAUUUCACAACUGUUAAUUAAUUGAAUACUCGGCACUCUCAGGACGCGUUGUUCGCUCUAAACUAAUGGAUGGAGAGAAGCGCUAGUUUGCGACCAAGACUAUAAAAAGCCCUCUAC